AGAGAGAGAGACACACACAGAGAACCACCAUAGGUUGCGGGUGGAAAAACUUAAAAAAUAAGGAACACGCAUGCACAUGCGCGUGUGCAAUACAAGAAAGCUGCUCAACUUCAAAAAACGAAGCAAAAAUAUUUUAUUAUACACGUACCCGUCUCUCUCACCCCCACCUCUUUUUACUUUUCCAACAACUUUGAUUAAAAUAAAACCUCCUCGUUUAUUUUUUACAUCAGAAUUAGUUGCGAUGUGUUGAGGGAAAGACCUCUGCCCGCCGAUGGCUGCUGCUUCGUGAUUUCGCACACACGGACCGACCGACCGACCAACCGACACGUUCAUUCUUUGCUGACUUGAGCGAGUGAUUUCGCGCCGCGCGGACAUCAACACCGCCACGUGCUCCCGCAGUCAAAAUUUCCCGACGCCCCCUGUGCAACCCCUCAAAAGUGCGUGAUUUUGGCCAGUGAUCUCAACUGUGACAAGAGAGAAUAUCCGAGUCAGCGUUUUUCCAAAGGUCAUGGCAAAUGGUACAAAGUGACAAGCGAGUUGCGAUUGUCAGUCUGCUGGAAAAUGACUUCUGCUGAGGUGUGCGCCCCCGGCUACAGCCUCCGAUGGAACAACCACCAGUACCACAUUCUCAAUGCUCUCGACGCACUUUUGCAGGACGAGGCUUUUGUUGACGUUACUUUGGUUUGCGACGAAGGAAGGGUCAGGGCACACAGAAUUGUCCUGUCCGCGUGUAGUCCAUAUUUUCAACGCAUCUUACUGGACUCGCCAUGCAAACAUCCAGUCAUAGUUUUGAAAGAUUUGAAGGAAUGGGAAGUGCAAGCAAUAGUCGAUUUCAUGUACAAGGGCGAAAUCAGCGUGAGCCAGGCGCAACUUUCGUCCUUAAUCAGAGCCGCCGAGUCGCUGCAGAUCCGCGGACUGGCGCACAUGGAGAAAGAACCGCAAUCAGUGAGCAGCCACGAGCUGAUGGAAACAGCCGCCACCCCUGGCUCACCUUCUUCGGCACCUCCGCUGCCCUUUUCGCCAGUGCCGUUCACGGGGCCCCGAGGCCCUGAGAACGGAUCCCUCCUCCUUUCCUCACCCUUUUCGCCCUCACCCGCACCCCAUUUCGAGCCUUCGCCAGUGAAGCAAUCGCCGAUGAGUGAGGCCAGUUCGCCCAUCAACUGCCGAGACCACCACAGAGUUUCGCCUGUUCCCAGAAGAAAACAGGCGAGACCGAGAAGACGAUCUGGUGAAAUGGUGGCACGCGACCUCAAAAAGCGGCAACCGAGUCGACCUCCGUCGCCCGACCUGCCUGAAAACUUGAGCAUCAAAAAGACGCAUUCGUCGGAAAAGGUCAACACCAUUCUCAACUCGUCCGCUUCGCCGCCGACGGAACACUGCCCGGCGCCGUCGACGCUGCACUCGCCGCCGGCCAGCGGCGCCCCCGAAAGCCCGCUGACCUCGGCCGACCUGCCGCCAAACAAGGCACCCUCGUCGCUGCCCGCCGACCUGGCCGCGAGCGAACGACUGCUCGAUUUUUCCAUGGGUGGCUCUCCCCACACCCUCGGCCUUCCAGUGAGUGCCCCACCUCAGUUCACAUGGGAUGCGCAAUUAGACACAGCAGGUUUUCCUGUUUUACCCACCGUUUCUUCUAUGCCACUGACUCCGCCACACAUGUUUUCCAUGGAAUCGGCACAUUUAGGUUUAUUUCCCCCAAUAGAUGCGAGAAAUCAUCUACUGCACGAUUUGCCAGAACCAAGACACGAUAACCCUUUGAUGAAUAAAAGGAAAUUUCGCCCAAAGGGGCAGCACAGCGCGCCGCGAGGCGGACCGCCGCGGUCGUGGACCAACGCCGAGCUUACCGAGGCGCUGCAGCAUGUAUGGAACAAGAAGAUGACAACGUCCCAGGCGUCGCGAAUCUUCGGCAUACCAUACAACAGCCUGCUGAUGUACGUGCGUGGCAAGUACGGCAAGUCGCUCAAGCUGGAGCAACUGAAGAAAGACUGCGAGGUGCUGUCCGGGGCGCCGCCGCCGCCCAUCGGCCGCGACUCCAAAAUGCCCCCCGAAGACCCCCUCGCCAACAACAACCCGCCGGACACGACCGACCUCAACUUCAACCCGUACACCAACUUCUACUCGGACUUAGCGUUCCCCAUUCCAGUGAGCAUGAUCCACUUGUUGCCCCAGUCCGAGAAGAACAGAGAACUGGCGGCCGAGGAGCGAGCCAACGCGCUCGACCUCGUCACCGGGCUGAUCGACACAUCGCUGCCCAAGAAGUCCAUGUAAUGUCUGCACAAAUAUUGUCUUAGAGUUAGGUGAGAGUCCCAUCGUUUCUGACCGUGGUGCUAACCGACUGGUUUCCGCUCCGUCUCCUUCCCGGCGCCCAACAACGGUGAACGCAUUUUCUCGCGACACUUCUUGCGGAAACCAGGGUCAAAGCGUGCGAUCGAUGAUUUUAUGAUUAUGAUUUCUUGCUGCCCAGAACGUAAUUGGCGAGACGAGUGCAGGAGAGGAAUAUUUUCAAUCGACGUACUUCAAUUACUCUUGGGAUCAUCCAGAAUAAUCAGCAUUACCUUAGAAGACUGAGCCACACAAUUAUAAUAUAUUACGUAAAAUGUCGCUGUUCAAGUAAUUUUGAUUUUCCGGUUUAUUACAGCUCUGUUGUUACGUUUUGCCGGCAAUUAUAUUAAGCGUUCUCAAACUUACACACAACACACAAAAGAUUACAAUAAUGAUAAUAGUCUAAUAAGAAAGAGAAAAAGUUCCUGCUUAUACAAAUCAGUAGAUCUACACAAAAGCAAAAAACAGACAGACAAACAAACAGAUUCAAACACCUCAACCGUAAACUGAACAGCAAACUACUAUUGCAAAUACUACAUUUUAUAUUUAAGAGUUUAAUAUAACACGCAGCUCUCUAUGUUAAUUCAUUGACUUAAGUAGUGCCUACAUUUUUUACAUUCCAUUCUAUUUAGUACGAUGUAAAGGAGUAUACUGACCGAAAAAUCUCAAAGUGAAGCACAUAGUUCGAUCAUUCCUCAUUAAGUAAAUGCAAUGCGGUUGUCGAGUGCAUUGUCUAGUUUACAGCAAAUUAAUUUGCACAACUGCAUAGUUUCAAUCUCUCUGACAGCCUUUGAAUUUAUAAAGAUUCUUGUGAAACAGAAGUUUUUGAUUGAAUUAUCAAGUUCUAAUUGUGUCGGCUUCACUUUGUGCGAAAAAGCAUUAAAAAUCACGUCAUGCAGCAGCGGCAACAUCUCAUUCCGAGAGAAAGAUAGUUGCCGUUUCUCGGAAGAAAACGCGCAGGACAAAAGUUUCCAAAAAAAAAGAAAGACAACAAAUUUUUACUCUGGUGUGCACAGGUCACGUUUAAAUAUUAAUAGUUUUUAACUGCUAAUAUCUAGGCUGUAGGUAUAAUAAGAUACUACGCAGAGGAGAAAGCCUAAUAUUCAUAUACAUUUGUCAGAAAGGUUUGAUUUGAGAUAUUUUUGGUAACAUUGGUGAUAAACAAAUCCUUGCUUAGAGAGGAGACAACUACAUAUGCACACUGAAUAUUCCUGUGUUAUUUGUGAUAUAAGGUCACCUGCGUGCAAGAGUAAAAAACAGGCGCUGUGAUAUGGAAACUUUGUCUUGCUUCAAAAACGGGCGGUUUCGUUUCUGGCAAGCCGGGCAAAACAAGUGCAUAUUUACACACGAUAGGCGAACCGCGUUGCCGGCUGGGCCAAGGAGCGAACCGCAUUUUCCAGCUGGAAAAUUUGCGAUGUGAUAGCAAAAACAAAAAUAGUUUACUGCAUUCCCCACCCAAGGUUCACACGUGUUUUUAUUAUUUAACCGUUGGACUCUUAACUCAAAAUCUCUUAACCUUCGGUUUCCGUUACGAAUUUUUCUGCUUUCGUGGGCAGCAUUUUAGAAACAGACAGAUUCAAAAUUUACCCUUGAAGGAAAAUGAUAUCAGUGUGUAACUACCAAAAAUUGUCGCCCAAAUUGAUGGGGUAUAGUGAUGUGAGGUGCGUGUUUUUAUGAACUAUCAAAUAAGUGAGAGAACGAAUGAGAGAUUUUUGUUUUAAAAAAUUGGUCCACUUAACUGGACUCGUUCUGUUGAUCCGUUUGUGACAUUUUGAUUGUUUCUCAAGUGCGACAUGAGAGUUAAUUGAUUUAGGGUAAGGAACAGACGAGGCUCUUGUUUAUUGUUUUAGUGAGAUAUAAUUAAGUAGUUCUGCGCGGAGUCGACUGUUUGACUGUCGAAUGGCAAAAUUCUCUCAGCAAGUAUUUUACAGAUUUUAGGAGACGAUUGGCUGUGAGUUGAUCUAUAUUAUGCUGUCAAACAGGGGCUCUGCGAUCGAUAUUCAUUUAGAUGCAGUACUUAUUGAAAAAGUGGGAAGUAAUAAGAAUUAAAAAUCAUACGCUAAAACUGGAAUCUCUUACCUCAAAUGCGCGCACGGAGCGCGUAAUAAUUCAUGGAAAAAGUAUUGUAUUCAAACUAUUCACUUGUUACACACACUCAAAGAAGACGCGUUGCGAAAAGUGUACAUAUUUUCAUCAAGACGAAAAUUAUUUUCUUUGAGAAAGAGAAAAACGGGAGCGUAGGCGUUAAGAUAAAAAAAAAUACGAAACUCACACAUUUAAAGGGAUUCAGGGUACUCUCCUAGCUGUACGAAGUGCGAAAUUAGAACAAAAGAUCAUUUUAACCUCAGGAAUUGUCACAAACAAAACCAAGUGUUAUUCUUUUUAUAAUUUGCGCCGAAGCAGCAUCAAAAUGCGGUCGAAAGGAUAUUUUUCCCGCCAAACGAGUGCCAUCCUCAGCACUCUGGACAAAAUGCAAUCAAAUCUCUACUCAUUUUGAUGCUCUACUCGAACCUUCAAUGUGAUUAAAAUAGAUGAAAAGCAGGAAUAUUUGUGUCCGAGUAUUUAUGAAAUUAGCCUACAUAUGUUUAAUCAUCAGCUUCUUAGCAGGACGAAAGGGGGAAGAUCGGUUUGGCAGACGAAAAGUGAAUGAUAUUAUACCAUUCUUCCGCGCUUCAAUGAGGAGAAAAUGCAUGAAAUUCUUUACUGUAUGUAUACUUGUUAACGAACGAUGACACGAACAAGCGGCGGAAAACUCUAGCAGUUGUAGCGGUCUCAAAAUUUUGGGUGUUUUGUAAAUAAUUGAUAACUUACAGAUGUAAAGGAAGAUCGGUUUUUGUGACUAUGUGUUCAACUAAUGACUGUAAUCUGAAAAUCGGUGUUUCCACAAACGCAGUGUCCGUCGUCGGGGACGUUGUCCCGCAAAGCAACAAAAAUCAGCAAUAAUCGAUGAAAUUCAGACGUUUACGGUGGUCUCACAAUUCGAAACAAAUAAUGGCGAAAUUAAAUUUUUAUAAAUAAAUAAAUAUAUGGACGCGGUCGCUGAAAAUCUGUUACCUCAGAUUGGAAUUUGUUUCACUGUUUUUGUUUUCAUGAUGGUAUAUGUUCUGAAAGCUGUGGAUAUUAACAAUUAAAUGAUAAAUAAAA
Messenger RNA from Cloeon dipterum, 5463 nucleotides. RefSeq names its product protein jim lovell-like. Lineage: Eukaryota; Metazoa; Arthropoda; Insecta; Ephemeroptera; Baetidae. Gene Ontology annotation, molecular function: DNA binding; protein binding. The record is from RefSeq and is a predicted model, not a curated record. The coding region runs from base 562 to 2265 and encodes 567 amino acids. The transcript is spliced from 10 exons. Gene Ontology annotation, cellular component: nucleus. Gene Ontology annotation, biological process: regulation of transcription by RNA polymerase II.